AUGAAGAACAGGAUUGCUAACUUCUCGCCAACAGAAAACCGCGACUGCUGUCGCUCGCUGCGAGGCUGGCCAGGGCCUGUCGUCCAGCCCGAGAUCCUCCGCGCCAAGCUUUACGAGCCCGUCCUGGUUGUCGGUCUUGACAAGUUUGCCGGCCUCGACAUCCGUGUCCGUGUCACCGGUGGUGGUCACACUUCGCAGAUCUAUGCCAUUCGGCAAGCCAUCAGCAAGAGCCUGAUCGCUUUCUACCAGCGUUACAAGGAUGAGCACUCCAAGGCUCAGCUGAAGCAGGCUCUCGUUGCUUACGACCGUACCCUCCUCGUUGCCGACAACCGUCGUUGCGAGCCCAAGAAGUUCGGCGGUCCAGGUGCCAGAGCCCGUUACCAGAAGUCGUACCGUUAA
Molecule: messenger RNA, 399 nt
Organism: Sporothrix brasiliensis 5110
Lineage: Eukaryota; Fungi; Ascomycota; Sordariomycetes; Ophiostomatales; Ophiostomataceae
Product: small subunit ribosomal protein S16e
Exons: 6
Coding region: 1-399 (132 amino acids)
Biological process (GO): translation; maturation of SSU-rRNA from tricistronic rRNA transcript (SSU-rRNA, 5.8S rRNA, LSU-rRNA)
Cellular component (GO): ribosome; cytosolic small ribosomal subunit
Molecular function (GO): structural constituent of ribosome; RNA binding
Source: RefSeq, a predicted model, not a curated record